GUGAAACCUAACUCUUGAGACAGUCAAAUAACUCAAGCAACCAAACAAACCCAUUCCUUUAUAUAUUUGGGUUGUUGGUGCAGUUAGUUGCUCAUUACUCUCUUCUCCACACACACGUAUAUUCUCCCAUCAAAAUUCCAAUCCCACAUCUCGACUAUCAUCACACAAAACAUAAAUUAAAUUGAUCAUAGCUAGCUAGGGUUUUCACAUUUCUUGCUAAAUCCAUAAUCAGGAUUUUGUGCAUGAGAAAACCAGCAUGAUCACUGUUUGGAGGAGGAGGAAAAUCCAGAUGGAUCAUGACGAGAACCGGAAGAUUUAUCUCUUGAGUGAAUCGGAAGCAGUGACGGAGAUGAAGAAAAAGAAGAAGAAGAAGAAGAAGACGACGACGAUUGAUGAUGAUGAUGACGAUGAUGGGAAAAAUUACCGAUUUUUAUCGUUCAACGAGCUGCCGGAAUACAUGAAGGAUAAUGAGUAUAUCUUGGAUUAUUAUAGGGCUAAUUGGCCUCUCAAAGAAGCCCUCUUCAGCAUUUUUAGGUGGCAUAAUGAGACACUUAAUGUUUGGACGCAUUUACUGGGAUUCAUGUUAUUUGUGGGAUUGACAGUUGCUAAUCUAAUCCAUGUGCCUCAUGUCGCAGAUUUCAUUGCCAUGAUUUCUGAGCAGUUUCCAACGACUGCAGAAGGCAACGCCUCCAAGAACCUGGUGUCAUUGUCAACAUCACGGGUGGCAACACCAUGGGUGGUAGAAGUGAAUGAAGGCGGGGGCGGGGGCGGGGGGCUUCGGCGGUGGCCGUUGUACGUGUUCCUGUGCGGCAGCAUGCUGUGCCUGCUGUGCAGCAGCGUGUGCCACCUCUUCUCGUGCCACUCGCGGCGGCUGAGCCUCCAGCUCCUCCGCCUGGACUACGUGGGCAUCGCGGUGAUGAUCAUCACCUCCUUCUUCCCGCCGAUCUACUACAUAUUCCAGUGCAGCCCCGGGUGGCAGCUGCUGUACCUGAGCGGGAUCACGGCCAUGGGGCUGUGCACCAUGGCAGCCCUGCUGUCGCCGCCCCUCUCGGCCCCUCGGUACCGGCCCCUCCGCGCCCUCCUCUUCGUGUCGAUGGGGCUCUUCGGGCUCUUCCCGGCCCUCCACGCCCUCGUGCUCAACUGGCGGGACCCGCACCGCGACCUCAUCCUCGCCUACGAGUCCGCCAUGGCCGCCUCCUACCUCCUCGGCACGCUCUUCUACGUCACCCGCGUGCCCGAGCGCUGGCUGCCCGGCCGCUUCGACCUCGCCGGCCACAGCCACCAGAUCUUUCACGUCUUCGUCCUCGUCGGCGCCCUCGCCCACUACGCCGCCGCCCAGGUUUUCUUCACCUACCGGACCAGGACCGCCUGCGCCGCCUUUGCUUGACUUUUCUUAAUUAAUUUAAGUGUAUAGUCAUACUCACAUGCUGCUCAUUCUUUUUCCAUUAAAUAAUUUCAUUCAUUAUUACUAUUUCUGCAAA
Messenger RNA from Salvia miltiorrhiza (redroot sage), 1481 nucleotides. RefSeq names its product heptahelical transmembrane protein 1-like. Gene Ontology annotation, biological process: response to hormone. Gene Ontology annotation, molecular function: signaling receptor activity. Gene Ontology annotation, cellular component: membrane. The transcript has 4 exons. Bases 257 to 1387 code for a protein of 376 amino acids. The record is from RefSeq and is a predicted model, not a curated record. NCBI's taxonomy places the organism in Eukaryota, Viridiplantae, Streptophyta, Magnoliopsida, Lamiales, Lamiaceae.